This is a messenger RNA of Cuscuta campestris, 2512 nucleotides long. The record is from the annotation of a GenBank genome assembly. NCBI's taxonomy places the organism in Eukaryota, Viridiplantae, Streptophyta, Magnoliopsida, Solanales, Convolvulaceae.
GAUAUGGCACAUUAUAUCAUAUGGUCAAUUUGAUGAUUCAUGAUGAUAAAUUUUUGAUGAUAAUUACAUGAUGGCACAUUUAAUCAAUUUGCUUGUGAGGAUGAUUACAUGAUACUCAUAUAAUCCAUAUAUACUUGUUCUUGAUGAUGAUUACAUGACAUCUAUGUAAUUGAUGUACUUGAUGAUGAUAACAUGAUGCGUAAUUGAUGUCACACAUAGUCAUGAUGAUUUUACUUGAUAAUGACUUCAUGUUGUAUGAUUCUAAGUCGCAAGGACGAGCCUUGAACUAUGAGAUUCGCCCAUUUGGUACGACGAACUCACGCAGAAAUAGGGGUGGUACUCGAAAAUCUAAAUACCAUGUACGUACACUAAGCCCGGUCCGUGAUGUCGGACUGCUAAGUCCCGCACAAUCACAACUACAAGAGAUGCACUUCAGCCUGAUCUCUUGCGCAUGCACAUGAUGUGAUAUAUUUCAAUAUGAAUGAUGAAAUGAAUCACAUGAUAUGAAUAAUUUGUAAACAACAUGAUUGGAUAAAUAAACUUUAUUUUAUUUGGAUGUAAUCUGAUAAAAAUAUCAUUUAAUUAAGCUACGGGGCUCGGAACGGUCGACCGUUUGGCGCGACGGUCGACCGCGAAAUUCAUCGCGUCGAGUUUGGAGAAUCACCGUGACGGUUGACCGCGGUUGACCGGCGGUCGACCGUUGUUGACUGGAGGAAAAACGGCGGUCUUGACUGGGCAGGCGGCGGUCGACCGUUGGCCACCGGUGGUCGACCGUUUGUCUGACAGUCUUGUUUCGUUUCAAUGUUUAAUACGACGGUUGACCGUUUACGUCGACCGUUCGGCCAACCCGAGGAGCUCGCCACCACUGGCGCAGUCCCGGUAUUUUGGCCAUAUCUUCUUCGUUACUUAACGAAAUCGCGAGCCGUUUGUUGGGCUGGAUUCGUAUCGUCCGGGGCUACAACUUUGGUUCAAGAAGUAUUUCGAGAUAAUGGAUGGAAAAUUUCAGUUUUUACCUUAAAGUGGCUGCUGCGUUUUUGAGCUUAAGAUUUGGAAACCUUGAUACUUCUUCUUGUUUCUCCUUCUCCUUUCUUGGCUCAACAAUGGAGUUAGAGCUGGUUUUUCCUCCUUCUUGGACUACCAACAGAGAGAGAAAAUGGGAGAGGAAAGAUGAGAUGAUGAUGGUGGUGGUGGUGGAAGAUGAUAAUGAGCAUUAGCGAAGCCCCGUUGCUGAUUUUCUGUUCUUUCUUCUAUUUUUUUUUUCCACAACUGAAGAACCAAGGAUCUGUUUCGGAACGAAGCACCGCCGUAUGGAUUGUCGGCGUCGUCUCGUGAUUCUUUCCCUUGUUCUUUUUUCCAUCUUUCCCGAUCCCUCUCUUCAGUCCUCCAGAUGGCGCGGAGCUGCAAAAACGAAAGAGUCGGUGCUGCGACUGGUGACCGGAGCUCCGGCGACUUUCAUUGAUCCGACCCGGGUUACCCCAAUCUCUUGGCACCCCAGGGCUUUCUUAUAUAAAGGGUUCUUGACAUACGAGGAGUGUGAUCAUCUCAUUGCUCUGGCCAAGGAUAAGCUGGAGAAGUCCAUGGUUGCUGACAAUGAAUCUGGAAAGAGCGUAGAGAGUGAAGUUCGGACUAGUUCUGGCAUGUUUCUUUCAAAAGCCCAGGACGAAGUUGUUGCUGCUAUUGAAGCCAGGAUAGCGGCAUGGACUUUCUUACCUCCGGAGAAUGGAGAAUCUAUGCAAGUACUGCGAUAUGAACAUGGGCAAAAAUACGAGCCACAUUUUGAUUAUUUUCAUGACAAGGUCAAUCUAGAAUUAGGCGGUCAUCGUGUGGCAACUGUUCUUAUGUACUUAUCUUCUGUUGAGAAAGGCGGGGAAACAAUAUUCCCUAAUUCGGAGCUAAAAGACACUCAGGUGAAGGGCGAUGACUGGUCCGAAUGUGCUAUUAAUGGCUAUGCAGUGAAACCAUAUAAGGGUGAUGCAUUGUUGUUUUUCAGUCUACAUCCGAAUGCAACUACUGACCCUCUGAGCUUACAUGGAAGUUGCCCUGUACUUGAAGGUGAGAAGUGGUCUGCAACGAAAUGGAUUCAUGUGAGGUCUUUUGAUUCACCAGUCAGCGGAUGCGCGGAUCAUCAUGAAAACUGCUAUGCCUGGUCUGUUGCUGGCGAAUGUGACAAAAAUCCUCUCUACAUGGUGGGGUCCAAACACUCUCUAGGAAAGUGUAGGAAAAGCUGCAAAGUAUGUUCAUAAAAAUAUAGUGGUCUCGGCCAUUUCUGUUCCUUAUUUAUCUUCAAGAACCCCCCCACCCCAGAAACACAGCAUAUCAGUUUGUAUAGUUGAUGUACUUUGUAUUAGACAGGAUAUUGAGAAAGAAUUACUCUUGGCUGAGAAGUGCAUGAUAGUAAGCAAAUUAGCUAUUGAAACUCUCUUGGGGUGUGUAAAGAUUUUAAUAUGAUGUGAAGUUCAAUAUUUUAUUAACAGUUGGAAGAGGGUGAUAUUCAGUGGCUGUUAUAAUGGGU